Molecule: messenger RNA, 1368 nt
Organism: Impatiens glandulifera
Lineage: Eukaryota; Viridiplantae; Streptophyta; Magnoliopsida; Ericales; Balsaminaceae
Product: mitochondrial outer membrane import complex protein METAXIN
Exons: 6
Coding region: 176-1132 (318 amino acids)
Source: RefSeq, a predicted model, not a curated record
UCCACGCAGGGGAAAUGAGAGCAGAAAAACUUCAUUGCCGGCUACAAUCUAAGCUUCCAUGAUUCCUGUACAGAUCUAGGGUUUACGAUUCCUCACUUGGGAAUAAAUCAAGAUUCAUAUAUUCGUGUAUACAGUCCUCCUCGCUACUUCUCUAAGCUUUUAAGAACACCUGAAGAUGGAUGAUACUGGAGAACUCACCCUAGUUGCAAGAAAACCCUCCUUUGGUCUCCCCACAUCAUGCCCUCAAUGCCUACCUGUUUACAUCUAUCUCAAGUUUGCUAAAAUUCCCUUCACUUUGUCCUUUAAUCUCGUUUAUCCCGAUUCAGAUCAAAUUCCAUAUGUUGAGUCUGGUACUAAUGUGGCAUACAACAAUGAAAAGGGUGGUGUUAUUGAGGGUUUAAAGAAAGCUGGCAUUGUUGAUUUGGAUUCUGAAGCUUCUGCUCUCCCUGAAUGGAUUUCCAUGACUGCUUUGGCUUCAUCUUGGCUAGGAGAUGCAAUCAUGUAUGAUCUCUGGUUGAAUUCUGAUGGGAGCUCGGCUCGUAAGAUAUACUAUGAUGAUCUUCCAUGGCCAAUUGGGAAGAUUUUAUAUUUCAAGCAAGUGAACUUUACUAAACAACUACUUGGUUUGACCAGAGAAAAUAGUGAACGAAGAGAAGAGGAGAUUUAUAGGAGAGCUGAAAUAGCGUAUUCUUCUCUUUCAACUAGUUUAGGUGAUCAACAGUUUUUAUUUGGAAACAGGCCAACAAGCUUGGAUGCAGUUUUUCUUGGACAUGCUCUUUUUGCUCUUCAUGCUUUACCAGAAACAUCUGUUCUCCGCAGCAAGUUAUUGGAGCAUUCUAAUCUCGUAAAUUAUGCUGAAAAACUUAAGGUGGAAUUCAUUGAUAACAGUUCUCCUUCAUCUUCUAUACCACCACUUCAUACCGGAGGAGGAGGUCCUUCAAAUUGGAGUUCAAAACCUAAGACCAAGCCUAAGAAGGAAAAGACUGAAGAAGAGAAAAAGUUUAAAAGAAGAACCAAAUAUUUCUUGGUAACACAACUAGUGGCUGUUCUAGUUUUUCUCUCGCUCCUCGGAGGUUCAGAAGUAGAUGUUGACGAGGAUGAUGGCGAUGAUGAUCAUGAUUAUGAUGACUGAACAAGAUACCAUUGCUUCAUAUCCUUUUUUCUGAACCACAUUCCUGAAUAAUACAGCACAUCAGUUUGUUUUGUAUUCGAUUAUGUCUUAGAAAAAGAGUAUAAUAACAGGACAAGAUUUGUCUGAAAUCUUUGUAGAUGUAAGGCGGUUCAGUUUUGUUGUAGCCUAUCGUCUCUUGUUUUUGACUUACUUUCGAACCAGGUUGGUGCAUGAAUGAAUAUUGCCCAACUUUUAUU